AUGGCCAGAUACCCAGCUAAUAUGGGUGGCAGCAGAACCUUCAGUCAGGUUACAGCCAACAGACAGGUGGGGCAGGCAUUUGCGAAAGACACCUACACAGGAAAUCCUCGUCAGCCAAUCAUCUGCGUGCCCCGAAACCUCUUCAGCUGUUGUCCGCCACCCUCACCUCCACCGCCCCAAGGCCUACUCGAUCAAAUCAUCCUGAAAAAACUCUUGGAAAUUAGAUGUGGUCUUGAAUCCAUCCAACGGGAGAUGUGUGAGGAGGUAUCUUGUUCGCCCGCUCACGACCAGGUUACCGCCAACAGACAGGUAAAGCAGGCAUUUGCAGAAAAUUCUUAUCAGCCAAUCAACAGUUUGCUCCCAGAACUCUUCAAAUAUUGUCCGUCACCGCCGCCGACCUCACCCCCACCGCCCCAAGGCCCGCUCGACCAACUCACCUUGCAAAACCUCAUUGACAUCAGGUGCAGUAUUGAGUCCAUUAAACGGAAGAUUUGUGAGGAGAUAUAUAAAGAAAUGCAACCAAACCCCACCAUGCAAGAAACCCUUGACGUCAUCAUGGAUACUGCACGAAGACUGAGCACCACGCCAGCAUAUCCAACGCCAUCACCGUCACCACCACCAGCAGCUGUAAAUUCACCAUCAGCACCACCACCACCACCACCAGCACAUGCACGACAAUCACUA
Molecule: messenger RNA, 684 nt
Organism: Dibothriocephalus latus
Lineage: Eukaryota; Metazoa; Platyhelminthes; Cestoda; Diphyllobothriidea; Diphyllobothriidae
Source: the annotation of a GenBank genome assembly